Messenger RNA from Eruca vesicaria subsp. sativa (arugula), 1108 nucleotides. The record is from the annotation of a GenBank genome assembly. Lineage: Eukaryota; Viridiplantae; Streptophyta; Magnoliopsida; Brassicales; Brassicaceae.
CGAAUGGAUAAUGUAACCGUUUAGCUCUCUUUCUCUCUACUCCAUAACUCAACUCUUCCGGAAUGAACUUAGCUUCCGUUUCCUCGACGCCGCCAGUGGCUUCGCCUUGUUUCCGUUGCCGAUCUUUCAUCUUCUCCUUCUCUCCUUCGCCCCUCUCUUCUUAUUUCCCGCGUGACUCAGCAUGGCCUCGAGUUCGCUCCUUGCGAACGGAAUCGGACGGCGCUAGGAUCGGUAACACGGAGUCGUACGGCUCGGAAUUGCUUCGUCGGCCGCGUAGUUCGUCGGAGGAAAGUUCCGAAGAGGAGGAUGAAGAAAGCGGGGAAGGUGAUGAGUUUGUGGAUUGGGAAGAUAAAAUUCUGGAGGUUACGGUUCCUCUCGUUGGCUUCGUCAGGAUGCUUCUUCAUUCCGGAAAAUAUGCAAACCGAGAUAGGCUAAGCCCUGAGCACGAAAAAACAAUUGUUGAGAUGCUUCUUCCUUAUCACCCUGAAGUUGAGAAGAAGAUCGGAUGUGGAAUAGACUAUAUCAUGGUUGGGCAUCACCCAGAAUUCGAGAGGUCGCGAUGUUUGUUUAUAGUUCGAAAAGAUGGAGAACUAGUUGACUUUUCGUAUUGGAAAUGCAUAAAAGGUCUAAUAAAGAAGAAGUAUCCUCUCUAUGCAGACAGUUUCAUCCUCAGACAUUUUCGCAAACGUAGGCAGAACAGGUGAAGAAAAGCUUAUUGUAGAUUCUCAAACCCAACAACGCUCUUGGAUGCAUCCUACAAGGUUUUGAAGUCAGAACUCUGACACAGAAGAUCCAUUCACAUUUUUUUUCUCUUUUGAGUUGGAAUUAUGGAUGGAACUUUCUAAAAGAUGUGGUCUUCGUAGGAGACGAGCAAUUAGACCAUCAGAAUAGUACUCUUUUCACUGUUUACAGUCAGCAUUUAUGAAAACUUUUAUAUUGAGCUUAUGUGUAGAGUAGAGAAACGGUGCACACUUUGUGUGGGUUUAAAUUUUCAGAUGGAGUUUGUUCUUUUUUCAAAUGUCUUUCUUUAUCUUUCACAGUUACUAUUCUUGUUGGUAGAACUUUGCCACCGAAAUCAAAACAUUUGCUCGUGGGUCAUAUAACCAGG